CAGUUCGGCAUGUGCUGGCAGCGGGGCUUCCCAGGGUGGGGGUAUGUACGCUUCCCCCCCCUCACUGCCUACCUGCCUGCUCCCCGACAGCCGUUUUGGCUCCGUCUGCCGAGGGGCAUGGGCACCGCGGGCCAUGGCGGCCGUGCCGCUGCUGCUGCCGGGCGCAGCGGCAGCCGCGGCGGCGGCCGUCGCCGCCAAGCACUGCUGCAGCUGGAUCGCGCACCGCGCUCGCCGGGCGGCGCACCACCCAGCGGUGCUCUGCCCUGCGCCGGCGGCGGAGGGCGGCGGCCACAGCCGCGCACCGUCCGCCCAGGGCCCACCGCCGCAGGGCGAGGGCCCGCCGGGACAGAGGUGCGGCGGCGCCGCGGGGGCGUGCCCCCAGGCAGGCGCGCCGGCGCCGGCGCAGGCUGCGGGUGCGUCGAGCCCGUCGGAGAAGAGCGCCUCUGCUCCAGGAGGGUCCGCAGGAGAAGGAGGCUCCCAUACUGACGCAGAGCCGCCAGCGCAGCGACCUGCCGUGGAGGCCCCCGUCGCCGCGGAGCUGCCAGAGCAGCGGUUGGCCGCCUCCCCACCGGCAGGCGGCCUCGCAGCAGAGGCGGGCACCCUCGCGGGCGAGGCAGCGCCAGCUCGGCUCGCCGCUGGCAGCCCGCCGGGGCGGCGCGGCGCCUCAGCUCCCGCGGCGGCUGCUGGGCCGACGCCGGCCGGCAGCUCCGCUGGGUGGCAAGCGGCCGCUCCGGCGGUCGGCGGGGCCGCUGCGGCAGGCUUAGUGGCCCUGCUGCAGGACUUGGACUUCGAGGGGGCCGGCGCGCGAGCCGCGCUCGCGGGUGCGCCAGCAGAGUGCGAGGUGGUGAGCAGUCUGCCGGCGGCGUCGCCGCCCUUGCAAAAGCGGCGGCGACUGGACCCCGUGCUGCGCGACAGGCAGGCGCUGCUGGUCCAGAGUCUGGGAAGUCGCGGCUACAACCUGAGAUCGCGACCGCCGCCCGCCGCCGACCCCUCUGCCGGGCCCGCCGCCCGCGACGGGCGCGGGGCCGCCGCGCGCAGGCCGAGGCUGUCUCUGGCGCCGCGCAGGCCUGCUCGCCCAGCGCGAGUUGUCCGGGCAGGGCGCGCACGGCCCGCUGCGACGGGCGCCGGCUCCAGAGGUGCAGCGCCUGGCCCAGCAGGCGCGGCUGGCGGAUGCAGAGGUGCAGGCACAGGAGGAGGCGAAGCAGCACCCGGAGGAGCGGACCCGGGAACGGGCUCGUGCCUGGGCGACGCCCUGGCGGAGCAGGGGUGUGCAGCCGGCCACCGCGCGGCAGCCCCGAGCGCGGGCGGCUCGCCCCGAUGCCCGCCGCUGGGGCCGCGCGAGCGGCUGCAGGACGAGCACAUCACCUUCGCCAUGCGCGAGCUGCCGGAGCCUCCAGCGCACGUGUGGGCGGCCACCCCGGCGCAGGUGGCCAGGGGAGCCGAGGACAGCGCCGAUGCGCACGCAGAGCGCGACGGCUCCCUGCGGAGGCAUUGGGACAACGACGCCGCCACGGUGCUCGUGCUUCCGGUGACGUCGGAGUCCUCGGCGGGCUCCCUCGCGGACGCUGGGGGCCACUGGUCGCUGCUGGUGGUCCGCCGCGUGCCCGGCAGCCAGCACGGCCGCUUCGACGCCGAGCUGUUGGACAGCCUGGCCGCCACACCCGCAGGCGCGGUGCAGCUCUCGCGGCGGCUCCUGCGGUGCCUCUCUGCCUCCCGGCGCUGGCGGGGCCUCCCGCGCAGGCCCCGGCUCCGGCCGCUGGACCUCCAGCUGGACGGCUUCCAGUGCGGCUGCUUCUGCCUGCUCCUCAUGCGCCAGGUUCUGGAUCGGGAGCGCCGCGGCCCGGCCGCCGCGGAGGUCACGGCGGAGGAGGCCCAUAAGCUGCGGCAGCGCCUCCGCGGCCUGGCGCUGGCGCCGCCGCGCGCGCCCAGGGGCGGUGCGUGACGCCGCCACCGUGAGCCCAGGGCCGCCAAUCCGCAACUCGGAGCUCGGCUACGCGCAGGGGUGACCCUUCGCCGGAGUGACCUCUGGUGCGGGCCCGCCUGGGGCUCCCCGAUCGCCACAUGCGAUGCGAGAGCAGCGGCUUGGGCGCUGGGGUUUAGCCCCCCGCGCCCCGCAGAAGCCAGGCUCUUACCUGGGGUCCCUCUGGCGUGUCUCGGACGGGCUCGCGCCCUCAGCCGCCCAGCCCACCGCCCUGCGCCCACCGCCCUCCGAGUGCAUGCGGCGCUUGGCCGAGACCUGCGGUGAACGACCGAGAGGCUCACCCACCUCCCCGCAGGCCACCCUGGGGGCCAGAGGAGGAGGAGGAGGCCGUGCUCGCGGUGGAGCCAGGCCCC
This is a messenger RNA of Prorocentrum cordatum, 2334 nucleotides long. The record is from the annotation of a GenBank genome assembly. NCBI's taxonomy places the organism in Eukaryota, Dinophyceae, Prorocentrales, Prorocentraceae.